CGUCCUUGAUAUAUAAUGAAUCUUCAUCAGAUUUUUUUACCGUUUGUCAUCCUUGCAAAUACUUUGUUUGCGGUGAAAGGAACUUCUCUUCAGACUGGUAAGCUUAACAUUUCGCAAACAUUUCAACAAUGGAGCUGUAACAGUGGCUGCACUCCUUCCUUUCAUUGCCGUUUGCCUCGUUGCUCCAGCGUCGCAUUUCCUAAGACGUUUAGUGGAUCCGAGAAGGUGCAAGUUCACGUGUCACUGAGCUAUGGCGAAGAGUUUUCCCGUGUUCACUCUCCAUCAACUAUGUGGGUUAGAUCUAUAACCACACGUGGAUUUGACGUGUGUGUCCGUGAAACAGGCUCAGCAAGGAAUGAAAGUGGUGUUAUCAACUGGGUGGCUUUCCAAGAUCACAUGGGGAUGAUACACGGAAGUCUUGAGUUCAGCGGAAUCUGGACAACAGAAACAAAGUGCAACAAAGUGGACUUUUCACAAGGUUUUGGCGGUAUUCCUUUCGUAUUUGUCUCCGCUAAGUACAAUCGUGAUACAAAACCCGAUGACGCCAUGUAUGUUUGGUUGGAGAAUAUUAAACAUGGAAGUUUCGAAGUGUGCAUCCGGGAGUUUCUGCCGUUUGACGGACAACACCAAGAUACAAUUGUGGACUGGUUUGCCUUCACUGGAAAUGGUACAGACCUAAAUUUCACUUUGACAGGAGAAGCUAGGUUUAAAAACAGGAAUACCCCAAAAGUUGAGGACAAUUAUGGUUUCUGUCAAGAAGUGUCGUUCAACACUACUUUCUACACUUCACCUGUUGUGUUGGUUUCUGUUCAUCACUUCUAUGACCGUCAGCAGAAAAGCCUCAUUCUACCGGAAAACAACAUAAUAACGGCUUGGGUGGAGGAAAUUCGACUUACAUCCAUGACGAUUUGUGUGAAAGAUUUAAGUGGAACAGGAAGUAAACACGACCCUUUGUCUGUCUACUAUGUUGUGAUUGGAGAUCUUAAUCCAUGUCUUGGCGUGCAUUGUCCUUCAUUUGGAAUUUGCAAAACAUUUAGUGCCUAUGAAUCUCGCUGUGUUUGUUACGAAGACUGUCCCUCGUAUCAAGAUCCUGUGUGCACCACAAAUGGAACGACUUACGACAACCAAUGCUGGUAUGAGUUGAACUACUGCAGAGGACUGGAAAAAAAUUCUGUUUAUCAUCCAGGAAGCUGCGAAGGCUUCCCAUUCCUGCGGGACAAGAUAGAACUUCGCGUGCCAAAAUGGUCAGAUUCCAGCUGUGAAACGGUCAUUUUCCCGCCAUACCGCUUCUAUCCUGAAAAGCAGGUUCAUGUACAAAUUACCGUCACCCACAUGAAUUUAAAUGACUCAGAAACCGUUCAUGACGCUGUAACGUCAUGGAUUGAAGAUUCAAACACGGAAAACUUUACAGUUUGUGCCAUGCAGUCUGGAAGAAAAUCAAGAAACUUUAACCCAUUUGCAACAAUUAUUUGGGUGGCAUACCAAGGUGCACCGCCAAACGGAAUGACGGGAAUUAUCAAGAUGCAAGAGUGGUGGUCUGGAACCAAGUGCGCAAAAGUGACUUUUUCAAAAGACAAGUUUAAGUCGGCACCAGUAGUUCUUGUGACAGCUGAACAUCUGAGGACAGGUGUAGAAUACGAUGCAGCUCUGAUCUGGACUGAGGACGCGACUAAGGACUCUUUUAAAGUUUGUCUCCGUGAAAUGCAGAACUUUGAUGGAAAGCACGAGGAUAUCACCGUGAACUGGAUGGCAUUUACUGACCUUCAUAAGCCGUUCUUCGCCGAACAUGGUUUCAUCAAAUUUCCAAACACAAAUCCUCCAUUAGAUGAAAAUAACAAUGCCUACUGUCAGUUUGUCCUGUUCACCAAAAGCUACAACAGCACACCAUCAGUCCUAGUGACUGCCAAUCACCACACAGACAAUGGAAAUUCAGCCCCAGUUCACAAUGGAAUCACAACAUGGAUUGAGAACAUGAAUUCUACGGGAUUCAGAGCCUGCCUCAAAGAAUUGUAUGAAACCAGAUAUGAACCUGUAUCAUUAAGUUAUGCAGUUCUGACAGAUAUAUGCGACCCUGGAUGGAACUACUUCGAUGGUCACUGCUAUUUUACAAGUAAAACCUGCGCAAACUGGACCACAGCCCUAAGGAACUGUCGAAACGAAAACUCAGCUAUCGCUGAUAUUAAAAGCAGCGAAGAAAACGUUUUCAUACAGCAUCGCCAUAAUGGAGAAAAAUCAUGGCUUGGCCUCAAUGACAGAACAUCAGAGGGUAAUUUUACAUGGGCGGAUCGAGGAAGAGGGAAUUUUACAGCCUGGGCUAAGAAUCAGCCAAAUAAUUUUAAAGAAGAAGAUUGUGUGCACGCACUUGGCAUUAAAUAUCGCUACGAAUGGAACGACGUAAAGUGCAGUGACUGUCAUCAGUACACUUGUAAGAAAGACUUGGAUGAGUGCAACACAAACCAGGACGCAUGUGACAGUAAAGCAAGUUGCAUUAACACCGUGGGCUCAUACACAUGUCUUUGUGAUAGUUCUUACCAAGGAGAUGGCUUUGAAUGCUCACCAACCCUUGGCUUGUACUCCAGUGAUCCUGCUCAUUCCUGCAAGGAAAUGCGUGACUUAGGACUUUCUAGGAAAGAUGGAAAAUACUGGAUCGACCCUGAGAAAAACGGAAAUCCUUUAAAGGUUUUUUGCGAUAUGACAACAGACGGAGGAGGAUGGCUUCUUGUGUCUGAGGUUGUGGUCGGCAGUUCAAACAAACCCUUUCGGUUCUCAGUGGAAUCAUCGUACCGUGGAAUCAGUAAAUCUCAGAUGUUCCUCUCAAACAGUGCCAUGAAGCAACUAAGACAGCAUUUGUCUUUCACUCAGUUGAGGUUCUACUGCAGAAAGCAGAGAACGUUCCACGUCAUGACGGCAAAGAACAGCGCUGGUGAAGCAGCUGUCCAGUUUUUCAGUUAUCAAACGAAUGUAAUGCCUCUCUCCUGUGGCUCGUAUGUGAAAAUGGCUGAUGAUAAUUCUUAUUUAGCAGGACAGUGCAGCAGAUGGGGAUAUGACAAUGUGUAUUUUGUAGGCAAAUGGGGUCACUUGGGCUUGGGUAAUACAGCAAGGCUCUUUGAUCACUCUGCUUUUGUUGGGGGUGCAUAUCACUAUGUGUUAUAUUUAGAUGGCCAUAGGUGGGAAUGCGAUGAUUACCAAGUUGGAGUUUCCUCUGGGGACUCAUGGAAAGUCUUUGUUCGUUAGGACCAAAACUUACUAACCGACAAGUAUUGGUUUUUAUUUUCUGAAUCUUUCAAAAAACCAUUAA
Molecule: messenger RNA, 3298 nt
Organism: Pocillopora verrucosa
Lineage: Eukaryota; Metazoa; Cnidaria; Anthozoa; Scleractinia; Pocilloporidae
Molecular function (GO): protein binding; calcium ion binding; signaling receptor activity
Source: RefSeq, a predicted model, not a curated record